Molecule: messenger RNA, 6534 nt
Organism: Paramuricea clavata
Lineage: Eukaryota; Metazoa; Cnidaria; Anthozoa; Malacalcyonacea; Plexauridae
Source: the annotation of a GenBank genome assembly
UAGAAAUGUAAAUAUAGGAUCGACAGCUUUUACUAAAAAACUUCGACCGUUGUCGCUGAUCUGUAUAGAUUUCUGUACUUGUUGUCACCGAUAAAUUACAUGCAAACCCAGAAAGUUACGCAAGUAUACCCCGGGGAAUUGCCAAAACAAAAAGGUGCUGUGGUUGUGAGCCAUCUAAACAGCUAAAAGUAUUAAAAGCUUUAGUCAAAGUCUAAAGUAGAUCAUACAUAUUUAAGAUAUUUUACACGUGGCACAUGCAUUUAUGUUCUAGCACUUUCAUUUCAGAGUUUCGUAAUGCCUGCAGGCCAACAAAUUUCAGAAGUUGAUCGAAGAAAAAUCGACGCGAAGUUCCUCUGUUCGAAAUGUGAGCUGUUGCUGAAUGAACCGAUGCAAACCCCAUGUGGACAUUUGAUGUGUAAAAGCUGUGUCCAAGUUAUUUUGAGGUAAUUUUGCCCUCGCUAUAGCCUAUAAUAUAUUGUUUAGAAUGAUGACUCGUUUUCAUGGCGGAAAUCGGUGCACGAAUUCGCAUACAACUAACCGUACAAUAAGCGGACGAAUUUACGUAUAUAUACGGUUCUGGACUCGUUCAGACCUGCCAAGGUUCCCGCAUUUCGCGUGAAAGUUACGCAUUCUGCUUUUGUUCCCGCUGUCCCGCACGCAUAACUAAAAUGAUCUUAAAGUUACGCAUAUAUCCCACUUUUCAUGGCAUGCAACCUUGCCUGGAAUAAUAUAAUAGUACAAUAACUCAUUGACACUGUGUGCAAACGUUUUGAAGACGUCUAAAUCAUAAAACUAUAUGAAAUCUCACCAUUUCUAUUGACAUGCCAUGCAAUAUCAGAGCUGCCAAGUGCCACGCAUUUGGCCUGAAAGUUACGCUUUUAAAUUUUGGUUCCGUAGAUAUUUUAGCCCAAUUUCACCUAUGAGUAUGAACAAUUGUGGAGGAGCCUUGCCUCUGUCUUAGUCAAAUCUUACAUUUUGUUAUUACGCAAUACCGUUAGAGAAGCCAAGCUGUGAGAUGUCACGCAUUCUUAUCUUCCGAACUUGGCAGGUCUGCUCGUCCACGUGCCUUGUAGACAUAGUCAUUGAGAGCCCGUUCAUAUGUUUAUAUUACCCAGCAAGGUGUGUUACUCUGCAACUGCAAGAUGAAGACUACUAGAGAUAUAGUUUGACUGUUUACAUGCAUGAGUGAUGUAAACUGAGUAAUAUAAAUCGGGUGACUGUUUACAUGACCAGUCCACAACCGGGUAAUCCGCCUUGGUGAUACAGAUGUUAGCAGAAAGAGCUGGGAUCUCGCCUAAGAGGACGUAAUCACAACCUAUUCGGUCAAAUAUAUAUAUAUAUAUACUAAGGUAACUCGGUUCCUUAUCAUCAGAUUGUUCCUUUGUCCCGGUAAGGCGAAUAACUCGCCUUACCGGGUAACUCACCAGCUCCAUAUAAAUGGGGCCCUGCAUGGUAAAGUCUUAAGGACACGGACGUAGUAAAAAUCUCAAGUUAUGUUGAGCUUUUCCAUGUAUAAAGUAAACCAUGUACAAGGAGUGGAUUGUUUCACUUGCUGCAGGACUUGAUGUCACGAUCAUGCUUGUGGUCUAUAUAUAUAAAACUAAACGGACGGAUUUUUAUAUUUCAGCCAUGCCAAUCCAGUGUGUCCAAAAGAUGGAGCCUCGCUUAAUGAGAAGGAAGUAAGUUAACUAUUCUCCGUCUCAAGAUUUUCCCUUUAAAGUGAUAUUGAUUGUAGUAAAACUCGUAUAUCAUCUAAAUCACCACCUUAAAAAUUUAGUUAAACUAGUAAAAUCAAUUAAACAUGUAAACAUUUGACAAUGUUUGUAUCAAAUAUAGCCAUGCACUUACUUAGCCACUUCAUGGCAUGAUCCAGUGAUCAGAAUGUUCCAUUGUCUUUUAAUUGUUUUGAAAAUUCCACUGUUUUCCAUGCCAUCUAGUUUUAUCGACUACGUAUGUAAUUGGUUAAUCGGGUAGAUUAAACGCAUCUGAUUGGUUAGUGGUUUCUGAAUGAUAGCGAUAGUAGCAGUUUAAACCUCACUAUUAUGGCCUAUAACCUUGGCACAUAAUAAAUAGCCCUCCAGAACAAAACCAUAUAAAUGAAGACACCAUACAAAAUAAUUUUUUCCUAGAUUUUUCUCGAUGGUUACACAAAGCGAGAACUAAUGUCGUUGGAGCUACAUUGUUUAAAUAAUGAAUGUAAUUGGUUUGGGGCGGGAAAAGAUUUGCAGGUAAAUAAUUCUGCGACUGUAAAUAACUGUAUACUUUGUAUAUUCGUGUUGUACUAAUGUUCGCUCAGUCUUAAAUCAAACUUAAUUUCGCGCGAUGUAAUUUAGCGCACCUCGCUAAAUGCGAUAUUUUUGCGCAGUUUGAUUUCGCGCACGCUGAAACGGACGGUACAAAACUAGAAAAUCACACUAACUGAUAAAUUAAAGUUUUUUCUGUAUUAAGUGUUAUAACGGUCAUAUUUCUUUUUAGGCUCACAUCGACUCAUGUGAGUACACCGUGAUAAUAUGUGUUCAUACUCCAUGUAAAGCUAAAAUCAAACGUUCACUCCUGGCAGAACAUUUAAAGGAAGAAUGUCUAUAUCGAUCAGUCCAGUGUGAAAAUUGUCAAGAAACGCUGCCUUUUGCUUCUGUGGAGGUAUGUUCACACAAGUCAAGCUAUUUUGGGGAUUAGAGAUAUGAAACACUGCAGUUGCUUCAACCUUUUUUAACGCCAUCUAUUAUCAUUUAAUUGCUGGUUUAAUUGCACGCUGAUCUUUACCGCUGGCAUAAGCCUGGUACAGUAUAGGUACACAUCUCAGCUGUGCCCUUCUCAAUCAUCUCUCAACUGCAACACCUCCCCUCUACCUUGGACCAUGGUGGACCAUGGAACCAUUGGUUCCCGGAAAAUUUUGAAGUCUGCUGAAAAAAAUUUGGAAAAAUCUGAAUAUUAAAUCAAGGAAAAACUCGAUCAAAAAGGGAAGAACUGAAGUUCAGCGCAUACAAAGAAAAUAUAUUCCCUUACUUUUACAGUGAAUUAAAAUUUUCUAUUUUAUGCAAUUGUCUAUUUUAUACAAUUGUCUAUGCUUAUUUUUUUGUAUAGAAACAUGUAUCAGAAAGUUGUCAGGCAGCUCCUCUCACAUGUGAAUAUUGUCAGUUAAAGAAUAUACCUCGAAAGGAAAUGAGAAAGCAUCAGACUGAGGAAUGUGAAGAAAUCGACGUGGAAUGUGAUUUUAAAUCAAUUGGCUGCGACUAUACUAAGGUUAGUGUGUUGGUACACUGUAUUGGUUGAUUUCAGUGAGGCUGACAGCACAGCCAACUUCAAAAGUGUGUGGACAGUUAAAAUUAAACUACAUCUCUGACAAGACUAUUACCAGACUACGACAUAUAUUUAGAAGAAUGAACAUUAUUUUCUCACUCUGAUAACUGCAGGUUGACUACCAUCUGUUGCACGGCGAUAGUGCUUAGUAGUGAAGCCACCUGUUGUUCAACAAAUGGUGAUCAACUUUAGGUAUUAGAGAGAGAAAAUAAUGGUCAUUCUUUUCAUAUAUGCAGAGAUGGAUUUACUGGAAAGGGGGAGGGGUGUACACCCUUCCUUGCCUUUGCAAAUGGGGGGGGCUGAAAAGCGGAUUUAGAACGUUAGCGGCAGUUACAAAAACAAAAAUAAAAUCGAGAUAAAAUGAGCUAGUAACAUGAUCGUGAAAUUGUCAAACAAGAUCACAGACUAGUGCCUUCCUGCCGUAGUUCCCUCUAGUGAUUACGCACUUGUCAUGGCCAAUGGUCGAACCCAGAACGAUGUCCAAUGGUCGAUGAGUACACACCCACCCAUCCCCCAACUGAAUCCCCAUUCCUGUAUAUUUCUAUUAGUCUUGAAAGAUGUAAUUUAAUUUUCCUGCUUUCCAAUCAUGUUUUGUAUUUAUAAUACGACUUCAGUCCGUUAACGAUUUCGAUAAUGUUAUUUAUUUAGGUGAGUAAAAGAAAAGAGCUUCGCAAGCAUUACAAGGACGCGUCUCGUCUUCACAUUCGGCUGUUGUUGAGAUUUAUUUUCGAAUUGCAAGGCGGCAUGCAAAACCUUGCUCCGAAAUUCGAGAAUUUUGCCACGAAGCAACUGGUUUUGGACGAAGUCAACAGAGUAAAAGAUGCAAUUUCGGCCGAAAUUAAAACCAUGGAAAGUAAAUUCUCCACAAUGAUGGGAACUGUAGAUGGUUUAAUAAGAAGAUUGGAAAACGUGGAUUUAAAUAGAGCAAGUAGUUCUAACGGUUCAGGAAGUAACGCUGAAAUCAGACGAGUUGAGGUGGGAAUGGGGAAGGAAAUAGAAAGGUUACAAGCAAAAAAUAACAGGCUUGAAACACAACUAAGGGAAACAAUGGAGGCGAUAGAAAGAUACCAAAAUAAGAUGGAACAGAUUGAUCAAUCCGUUGCUGUUAUAACAGCCAGGUUUGCAGACCUCGAACCAAGAGAACCGUCUCAAAGUAUUCAAACUAAAGUGAACUACACUGGUGUAUUACUUUGGAAGAUUGAAGGCUACCAGAGGAAGCGACAGGAUGCUAUCAAUGGAGUGAAGACUACCAUAUUUAGUCCAUAUUUUUACACCAGUGAGUUUGGAUAUAAGAUGUGUGCUAAACUAUAUAUGAAUGGAGAUGGAUUUGGAAAGGGAUCGCAUUUAUCUUUGUUUUUCGUUGUGAUGAAAGGCGACUACGACGCUCUUUUAACCUGGCCGUUGCAAAAGAAGAUCACGAUGAUGCUGUUGGAUCAAGGCAAUGGAGAUCAUAUGAUUGAUGCGUUUAAUUCAGAUCCUCAAAGUUCUUCGUUUCAACGUCCCAAGUCUGAUAUGAAUAUCGCGUCAGGUUCCCCGCUCUUUAUGCCUCUUGGUAGCUUGAAUAAUCGUCAGUAUAUCAAGGAUGAUGUGAUGUUUAUUAAGAUUAUUGUCGAUUGACCAGGGGCCAGUUGUUCGAAGCCCGUUUAGCUUAAACGGUGGAUAAGUCAAACUUAAAUAAUAGAUUCACACAUUUUAUAAAUGAUACUAAAAUCUCAUACACUAAAUACAUAGUUGCAAACAUAAUUGUUCUACUCAAGUUGGAAUAUUUUAGUUUGGUUACUUGAUGAAUGUAUAAACUUGAUUAAUAUUUUUGACUUAUCCACCGCUUAGCCUAAACGGGCUACGAACAACCGGCCCCUGGUCAUAGUGUGUCAUUCCACAUGCGCAAUUGAUGCUUUCUCCAUAAGGAUUCAUUUAAAUCCUAACGUUAUAACUGCGUGAGAGUGGCAUGAUGCUCCAAUGCUCUCGGUUUUUUCCGACGUCUCCCAAAAGACUGUUUAUCUUAAAGAAAAGAAGUUUAAAAUGAAAAAUUCCACGUUAAAAUAGCAGAAGUAAUCACCAUUUUAAAACAAACAUUAGAAAACUUACUUGAAAUUGGUCACAAAAUUCCGAGAGCAUUAUCCUAGUAAGAAUUGGAGAGUUAUAACCAACUGUUUAACCAUCCAUUACGUUCCUUUCAUAUAUUAACCACUAUAUAAAAUUGCAAUUUGCAUUCAAAAAGUUGACUUGUUUUAAGGCCAGCAACACCUGGCAACGUGAUUCGACAAUGCGGCGUGAUUUUUCUAUAUCCACUGACAGAUAACUUUGAUCCUGGUUAAAAUUUUUCCAAUAUUUAGAUGUGGCAUGACAUUUUGAGUUAUUUGGUCCACAUAUCUUUCAAAAUUUCCUUUCAUAGACGGUUUUAUUUACUUUCAAAAACUGGAAAGUCUCGUUGCCGAAUCACGGCCAGUGUAUAUCUGCAUGGACAUGGUUCUUUAAAACAAUUUUUUACUUUUACUUUCUUUAUUUUGCUAUAUACACAUCAGACAAAAUAUGCUAGUAUAAUUAUUGAACGAACGCCUCUAUUGUCGGUGUAUAUAUAAAACACAAAUGAUUGGUUAAACAGUUGAAUACUCUGAUAUGCAUAUUUUUAAAUCUUCCCAAUCUCAUCUAUAUGUUAAACUGUAAUUUUUUGAUGACGUAGAACGCGUCAGUUGUCACUAUGAACUGGCAUGUUGCAAAAACCAGAAACAUUGUAUAUUCAGGUGUGUUCCCUAGUUCUAGUACAUCACGAUACAAAUUUUGAUAACUUGUAAAUAGUUUUAUUAUACAUAAUGCAAUAAAUUAUUCAUCAUAAAAUUAUUAGCCAUUCUUAGAUCCUUUUAGAGACAUUUAGUUGUAUAGUAUUUUAAUAUUUUCUUAACUUGUAAAUAUAAGUGUAAUUCAGCCUAUUGGCUGCAAUGUUUAUAUGAAAUAAACUAUCUAUCUAUCUAUCUAUCUAUCUAUUAUGAAGUAAAUUAGUAAUUCUGCAGCUUAAACCUUAGUUCUUAUGACGCAUCCGUCAUUGCAUGGCUGCUAUCUUUACUUGCACAUUUUGCUACUGGAUAAUGCAUAUUAAUUGAUAUUUGUCGUAUAUAGCGGACAAACGGAUAAUUUCUUUACAAAUAAUUGUAUGACUAUAGUAACUAUAAGUAUAUAUAUUUUGUUGUUUAUUAAACCGAGUUGAUCAGAAGUAAUCGCUGUUAAUUUUAGAAU